AUGAUGAGAUCUUUUUACAUUAUAUUUUUUCUCUUCUCAAUAUUUAAUGGUUUACAAUCAUUUUUCUAUGAUACAGAUCCAUUUGGAUUUGACUGUUUGCAUUAUUUUCCACCUGACUCAGAAUUUUCUGAAAUGGUUAAAUUUUGUAUUUGCCCAAAUAACGAGAUGAAUUUGACAACAGUAACUCAUUGUUUUAAUAUAUCUGAUGACAAUUUUACUUUCAAUGAAUUGUAUUAUCUAAAUGUGACUUCAUAUGAUAUUCUUCUAUGGUCGUCAUCGAUUGAUGUUGCUGAACAAUAUCAAUAUUAUCUCGAUCGACCAUUUCAAUCUAAUUUAUCGAAUGAAACCUUUUUUAAUUGUACACCUCCGUGGUUUGGAUCUCGAUGUCAAUAUUCAUUAGAAAUAAACAAAGAUGAAUUCGUUCGAAAUUCACUGGAACUGACUUCAACAGAUAAUAUAUUUCGACAAACGUGUUACAUUCUAUUAGAAUGUGAUCGUGGUGGUCCAUUGAUUUGUCUUGAUUGGCGUGAGAUAUGCAAUGGUCGAAUCGAUUGUCUAAAUGACGGUAUUGAUGAAACUGAAUGUUUUAAUUUAGAAAUAAAUGAAUGUAACGAGAAUGAAUAUCGAUGUCAUAAUGGUUUAUGUAUCCCAAAAAUAUUUUUGGAAAUGAAAUUUGUGGGAGCACAAUGCUUUGAUGGAUCGGAUGGAAUUGUUAAGAACAAUCAUCUUCUGGGAUAUGUUUAUCGACCGCAUCUGUCCGAACGUCAAAAAUAUGUAUGCCGACCUGACGAAGGACAAUUUACGUGUGGUGAUGGAAAAUGUGUAGAAGAUUUUGGUGAAUGUGAAAAUAAUCGACAUUUAGCAUUAACUCAAUCAAUUAGUAUUCAAGGAAAUUUAUCCUAUUCAUGUUGGUUAGUUAUGGUUUGUCUUAGCAAAAUCAUGAAUGAAAUCGAAAAUGUAACAUGUGAUCAGUUCAUACAAUCUUCUAAAAUCAUUGAAGAAUUUAAAAACUGCACGUUUCCUCUUGAAUUUCCUGCUAUUCCUGUACUAUUUGGUCAUGUACGAUUUUUAUAUGGUCCAAAAGAUAUUGACAAUAUCAAUAUAGCAUUAGCUCUGAAACCUGAUUAUGUUUGUUACGAUGAGCAAUUAUGUGAUUUUCUCACUCCUGCAUUUCGUCAUAAAAAUUUCGCUUGUCGAAACGGGAAUCAAACAGGCCUUGACUCGAAUAUCGAAUUAACUACAUGGAAAUCUAUCAUCGAUUCAGUCAAGCCAUACUUUAUUGGUUGUAUUACUCAACGUUAUCAAAAUAUCAGUUCUCAUUAUUCAUCAUUAUAUCGUUGUAAGAAUUCGUCAAAAUAUAUUUCUAAAUAUCGAAUCGUUGAUGGUAUACCUGAUUGUUAUUUAAAAGAUGAUGAACAAGCAUUUGAAUUGAGUUGUUUAUUAAACCAAACGCUAAGAUUUCAAUGUCCAAAUGAGAAACAAUGUCGUUCACCUUUAAUUUCACCAGGUAUUUGCUCUCGUUCAAUAGAUACAAAUUAUGAGAAAAUUUUAUUUUAUCAAAUAUGCGAUCGUAUUGCGGAUUUUCCCUUGAUAUUGAUUAAUGGACAAAAUCAUUCAGAUGAGACUGAUUGUGAACAUUGGCAAUGCAAUAAUAUUUAUACACGAUGUGAUGGUUUUCGAAAUUGUUUAGAUGGAAAAGAUGAAGAAAACUGUACUCAGUCAAUUAUAUUAAGUCAUUUCUUUUUCUGUACUUCACCACAGAAUUAUACACAGAUGUGUUUACCAACCGGCCAAGUCCUCUAUGAAACCGUCAAUUGUUUUGGAGCAUCAUCCGAUGAAUUUCAAUACUUUCAAACGAACAAAUUUCAUUGUUCGAAUCACACGAAAUGUAUAAAUUUAGAAGAUGAAAACCUUUGCGAUAAAAACCAAGAAUGUCUACCGUAUGAUAAUUAUGAAUUUUGUUUUGACCGUCUGCAAUUAUGCAAUGGCUAUAGUUUUGAUGAUUUUAUUGAUAUGCAGAAUAUUUCGUGUCAAAUCAUUAAUACAGAUUAUAAGUCUUUUUUAUUAGAGACUGUAUUAGUCUAUCCAACCUUACAGACUAUUCCAACAUAUUCUAUUAAAAAUCAGAUCACUGACGAAUCGAUAGAAUUGUCGAUUAAAAAUAUCAUACAGCCAGAUGUCUGUAAUUAUGGUUUACAUAUGUAUCAUCGAGUUGGAGUCGGCAAUUACAGUAGUCUAUGUUUUUGUCCACCAAACUAUUAUGGUGAUCAAUGCCAGUAUCAAAAUCAACGUGUUAGUUUAACUCUCGUAUUGGCAACGGUCGAUCAGCCGAUUGUCUAUGCUAUUAUUGUUACCUUAAUGGAAGAUGACAAUGAUAGACAAGAAAUUCAUUCAUACCAUCAAUUUACUUAUGUAUCAAAAACAUAUUGUGGUCGACCUAUAGAUAUUUAUCUGUUAUAUACAACACGAGGAAAGAAUAAUUCAAAAAAUUAUAGUAUUCGUGUUGACGCAUUUGACAAGAGCUCAUCGACGUAUCUAUUAAGUUGGCAUUUAGCGAUUCCAUUUAUUUUUUUACCAGUUAAUCGAUUGAGUGCUUUUUUGACUAUUCCAGUAUCUCGACCAUUGAAUUUUUAUCACUGUAAUCUUCAUUGUUAUAAAGGCACUUGCAUGAAAUAUCAUAAUGAAGAGCGAUUCUUUUGUCAAUGUUAUUCAGGUUGGUCUGGUGCACAAUGUCAUUUUCCAAUCGAUUGUAGUAUGUGCGCACCAAAUUCGAUCUGUAUUGGUUCGCUUCAAAAUCGAUCAGUUUGUGUUUGUCCUGAAAAUAGAUUUGGUUCAUUUUGUCGUCUUAAACUAAUGUGUCCAGAAGGAUUUUGCGAAAAUAAUGGCCGAUGUGUCGUAAUCGAUGAGAGAAUGAUUGACGAAAGUUAUGUAUGUUUUUGUCCUGAACAAUUUUUUGGACCAAAAUGUCAAGAUGUCAAUCAUAAAAUAGAGGUUUCCCUUAAGAAUAUUGAAACCCCAUCACACUUACUCAUCUACAUCUACAAUGAGAUUAGUUUUGAACGAUCAAUACCAACAUUUACUAUACUCAAAAGAAUGGCAAUGUUCCAGAAUCAUGUUAUUUUAUAUUUUCAACGUCCGGUCGAAAUGAUUCUUGUCAAAAUCGGUACUCGUUAUUAUUUGGCUGCGCUUCAAAAAGUCGAACAAUCUAAUAUAACAACAUCGAUUGAUCCACCACGACGAUGUGCUUCCGUUGAUGAAGUUUUAAAUACUACAUUAGUAUCAUUACCACGAAUUCAACGAUUGAAAAGUUAUCAUAUUCCAUGUCAACGUGAUUUUAAUCUACAAUGUUUUGUGGAUGAAUUUUACGUGUGUCUAUGCACAGAAGAACAUCAUAGUAAUUGUUUUCCAUUAGAUCAUCAAUUGAGUUUUGUGUGUGAAGAUAAUGUAUAUUGUGAAAAUGGCGGAACAUGUUUACAAGAUCAACCUAUAUGUUUUUAUAGUAUUCUAUGUGUAUGUAAUGAUUGUUUCUUUGGUGAUCGAUGUCAAUUUUAUGCUAAAGGUAUUGGAUUAACAUUAGAUGAUUUAUUGCGAUAUGAAAUUCGACCUAAUAGCUCAUUAAAUGAUCAAUCAUUGGUAGUCAAAUUAAGUGCAACAUUUAUCAUGAUUAUUUUUCUCAUUGGUUUAAUCAAUGGUUUUCUUAGUUAUUUAGUUUUUCAUAAUCGUGAUUCUCGUAAAGUUGGAUCUGGAAUUUAUCUUCGAUUAUCAUCAAUUAUUUCUAUUCUAAUUGUUACUAUGUUAAUUAUAAAGUUCUGGUUUGUAACAUAUACGUAUAUGAAUCCAUUGACCAAUCGUAAUAUUCUUCGAGUUGGAUGUUUAGUACUUGAACCUUUGCUUCGUCUUUUCUUAAACAUGAGUAAUUGGCUUAAUACUUGUGUGGCCAUAGAAAGAGCAAUAUCAGUCUUACAAGGAAUUAGUUUUAAUAAGAAAAGAAGUACAUGUAUUGCACGAUGGAUAUGUUGCCUUUUACCAUUCAUAAUUUUGGGUUCAAUGAGUUAUGAACUCAUUUAUCGUGAUUUAUUUGAUGAUCAUGAAGAACGACGUGUUUGGUGCGUACUUCGUUAUUCUCAAUCAGUUGAAAAAUAUACUACAAUUGUACAAUAUUUCCAUUUUGUUGUUCCUAGUGCAAUAAAUUUAUUCUCAGCUGUUUAUAUUAUCAUAAACAUUGCGCGUCAACGAACGACCACUCGAACAAAAUUUAAUUAUAGACAACAACUAGUUAAUCAAAUCAAUGAACACAAACAACUUAUUAUUAGUUCUAUUAUAUUAGCUGUUUUACUAUUUCCUCGUUUUCUUAUUUCGUUAUUAUCAACAUGUGUUAAAGCAUCUCGAAAUCCUUGGUUAUAUCUUUGUGGUUAUUUUAUUUCAUUCUUUCCAUCAUCUUUUAUCUUUGUAAUAUUUGUUCUACCAUCGAAUUUCUACAAGAAGCAAUUUAAACAAUCGAUUAUCACUUGGCGACAACGAUUUAUGAGAAUGAUGAGUCAAUGA
This is a messenger RNA of Adineta steineri, 4545 nucleotides long. The record is from the annotation of a GenBank genome assembly. Lineage: Eukaryota; Metazoa; Rotifera; Eurotatoria; Adinetida; Adinetidae.